Molecule: messenger RNA, 965 nt
Organism: Penaeus monodon (black tiger shrimp)
Lineage: Eukaryota; Metazoa; Arthropoda; Malacostraca; Decapoda; Penaeidae
Product: ctenidin-3-like
Source: RefSeq, a predicted model, not a curated record
GGCAACACAGGAGGUUUCGGCGGUUCUCAGGGAGGUUUCGGUGGCAACGCAGGAGGUUUCGGCGGUUCUCAAGGAGGUUUCGGCGGUUCUAGGGGCGGCCACGGAGGUUCAAACGCAGGAUUCGGCGGAAGCACCGGAGGCUUCGGUGGCAACGCGGGUGGCUUCGGCGGUUCUCAGGGAGGUUUCGGCAGCACCGCUGGAGGCUUCAGCUCUUCAAGUGGAGGUUUCAGCAGCGCCAGCGGAGGUUUCGCCAGUGCCAGCGGAGGCUUCAGCAGCUCGAGCGGAGGUUUCAGCAGCUCGAGCGGAGGUUUCGGUGGCGCCAGCGGAGGUGGAAGCGGCGGCAGCGUGGGAGCUUCACCAAGUGGCAGCGGGAGUGUGCCCAUCCCCGCAGUCAUCGGAAGUCCGGUUAGCAACGGCGUUAACGUGGGAUACCAACCCCCACACGCGUAACCAGGCAUGUACUGAAACCAUAUGCUACGAGGAGGAAAAGCAUGUUAGCAAACGUUUCUCAGACUAAAACUACAUUUUGUUUUCUUCUGAGCGAAGCAUGAAACUCUAAAAUAUUUCAUUUGGAAACGUUACAUGUUAUUGCAUUUUUUUUUUCUAAUUAUGACUAUAAUCUGCCUGGGAGACACACACGCAAACAAACAUUUUGAAUGCUAAUGAAACCUUUUCCCUGGAAGACACAAUAACAAACGUUUUUCAAUUCGCUUGAACUGCUUUAAAAUUUUAGUAACAACCAUAACAUGUAAUAAUGUAGUUCAUUAUUCUUUAUAUGAUAAUUUUCCCUUUUUUUCCUAAAACAACCAGAAUCUACCUGGAAUUAUACAUGUAAACAAACUUUUUUUAGCUCAUAAACAUUCCAUUAACUUUUACAGAUGACACUAGCUACGGUCUCUAUUUAUUUUCUUUGUAACUGUAACUGGUGUUUGUAUCUGCUUCAUUACAAUAAAUUAUUGUUGUAA